Messenger RNA from Momordica charantia (bitter melon), 2430 nucleotides. RefSeq names its product casein kinase 1-like protein 6. NCBI's taxonomy places the organism in Eukaryota, Viridiplantae, Streptophyta, Magnoliopsida, Cucurbitales, Cucurbitaceae. The record is from RefSeq and is a predicted model, not a curated record. Gene Ontology annotation, molecular function: protein kinase activity; ATP binding. Gene Ontology annotation, biological process: protein phosphorylation.
AACAACAAAGAAAAAAGGUAGAGCCUAGAGAGAGAGAGAGAGAGAGGAGGAGAGAUAAAUCGGCCGCCUCACCUCUUUUCUCCUUCUCAUCGCGACGAUUUUCUGGUCUCAUCUUUCUUUCUUUCUUUCUUUCUUUUUUUGCUUUCUUUGAUUUUCAAGAUAAAUAUUUUUCUUCCCCUAAAUUUUGUCCUCCGUCUCUCAUCCGAAUACCAUCUUCUUCGAUUACUGGUCUCUCCAUUAAUUUUUCUUAAUUUCCAUAUUUCAAGACCAAUUCCCUUUAAUAUUCAUUUUUCCGGUCAAUGUAGCUUCAGAUUAGGGUUUCGAUUCCUGGCUUCGUUCCGAUUCUUAAAAUAUGUAGUUGAAGACGAUCUUCUUCUUUGACUACUUUCAUUUCGAACAACUCUCUUUAUACAAAUCUACGGGGCUUUCUUGUUCUUCCUCUAUUUUUUCUUUUCUGUAUCUCCGGCAACUCAAUCUAAUCUGCUGAAGUCGUCGGCAGUUGAAUUGUCUACCGGAGAAAGGAUCAUGCUCUUGUACACCACGAUUUGAGGCAAGUCAGGGUUGGUUGGUUGGUGUUGUCACAUUUAGCUUUUGGGUUCACUUCGAUUAAAGAUUUGGAUCAUGGACCAUGUGGUUGCGGGCAAGUUCAAGCUUGGGAGGAAGAUUGGGAGUGGGUCUUUUGGAGAGCUCUAUUUAGCUGUUAAUGUGCAAACUGGGGAGGAGGUUGCCGUCAAACUAGAACCUGUGAAAACCAAGCAUCCUCAGCUUCAUUAUGAGUCGAAAUUGUAUAUGCUUCUUCAAGGAGGAACGGGAAUCCCCCACCUGAAGUGGUUUGGAGUUGAAAGUGAUUACAACAUUAUGGUGAUUGAUCUUCUGGGGCCAAGUUUGGAAGAUUUAUUUAACUACUGUAAUAGAAAGUUUUCAUUGAAAACUGUCUUGAUGCUCGCAGAUCAAUUGAUUAACAGGGUUGAGUACAUGCACUCGAGAGGUUUUCUCCAUCGUGAUAUAAAGCCCGACAACUUCUUAAUGGGACUUGGACGGAAAGCCAAUCAGGUAUAUAUCAUCGACUAUGGCCUCGCAAAGAAGUAUAGGGAUUUACAGACUCAUAAGCAUAUACCAUACAGGGAGAACAAGAACCUCACUGGCACAGCUCGCUAUGCUAGUGUUAACACUCACCUAGGAAUUGAACAAAGCAGAAGGGAUGACCUAGAAUCUCUUGGUUAUGUGCUUAUGUAUUUCCUAAGAGGAAGCCUUCCCUGGCAGGGUCUUAAAGCAGGCACGAAGAAGCAAAAGUAUGAUAAAAUCAGUGAAAAGAAGAUGUCAACUCCUAUUGAGGUGCUCUGCAAAUCACAUCCACCUGAGUUUGUAUCUUAUUUCCAUUACUGUCGAUCAUUGAGAUUUGAGGACAAACCAGAUUAUUCAUAUUUAAAGCGACUUUUCCGCGACUUAUUCAUACGAGAAGGCUAUCAAUUUGAUUAUGUGUUUGACUGGACUAUACUGAAGUACCCUCAAAUUGGAAGCAGUUCCAGAGGACGAAAUGCAAGUGGGAAAGCGGCACUUACUCCAGGACCAUCGGCAGAAAGGCCAGAGAGAACCUCAGUUGGGAAAGAGAUCCGAGAAAGAUUGUCAGGUGCAGUUGAAGCAUUUUCUAGGAGGAAUGUAUCUGGUUCGAGUCCACAUGUUGAUCAUUCUAAACAAAAGGCUUACGAGGAUGUGCUUCCUGAUUCUGAUCGAGGGCGUAGUUCUUCUCGAUAUGGCAGCACCUCAAGAAGAGCUAUAGUUACAAACAGUAAGCCUAGUUCUUCUGGUGAUCACAGUGGUGAAGGCCGUCGACUAGUCGCAAGCACUGGGCGGCCCUCUACCACUCAAAGAGUUCAUUCUUCUUACGAAACAAAGCCAACCUCAUUUGUUCGAACAUCGACUACAAGAGGCGGCCGUGAUGAUCCCCUCCGGAGCUUCGAGCUUCUAUCAAUCAGGAAGUAAUAAGAAGGUUUUCAUUAGGAUAUUCGCAUAUGCAUCAGAGGGAUAAAGCCCUCGCAUUUGCAAAGAUUAUUUGCAUCAUUUAAUUCUCUCUUGUACAUCGGAUAUCGCCAAACCCGACAGUCGACACGUCUUGUAUGACUAGAAAUCCAGAGGACUAUCUUUGCAUCCUUUCCCCUCGAAGAGUGUAUACGGCCAUUGUAACGCGUUUUAGAUACCACAUACUACCAGAUGCAGAGAUUCACGCAGAGCAUUCUACUUGUUACUCCAAGUAGCUGUUAUAAUACUGUAUUUCCUUUCAUGUACUGACAUUUCAGACCCAACCAUCAGUUAUUUUUAUAGUUUACUAGUGUGCCUAUAACUAUUACUCAUGAACGAAAAAAAAAUAUCCUUGUUUUCCCCUUGGCUGGAAAAUCAGAUUCAAUACCUCAAAAGUUCAGUUUCUUAAAA